AGAGAGAGAGAGAGCGCGCAAGGAGACGGGGAGAGAGGGAAGAAUGUUCGCAGCUGAGAAGGGGCUGAAAGGAGACCCCAGGCGCCAGCCCAUCUCUCCGGCCAUUCGGGUCGUCCCCGACUUCCCCAGACCAGGGCUAAUGUUCCGAGAUAUAACGACGCUGCUGCUGGAUCACAAGGCGUUCAAGGACACGGUGGACAUUUUCGUCGCCCGGUACCGUGACAUGGACAUCUCUGUCGUUUCAGGGUUAGAAGCCAGGGGAUUCACGUUUGGUCCAGCAAUUGCAUUAGCUAUGGCCACGAAGUUUGUUCCUUUGUGUAAGCCCAGGAAGUUGCCAGCUAUAGUGUGCUAUGGCUUUACUGAUUAUUCACUAUCACCGACUUUAGGAACUACGACUUCAUCUGCAGUCUCAAUUUCUGUUACCUUCGAGGGUCUCUAG
This is a messenger RNA of Eucalyptus grandis, 439 nucleotides long. Its product is annotated as adenine phosphoribosyltransferase 5-like. The transcript is spliced from 4 exons. Lineage: Eukaryota; Viridiplantae; Streptophyta; Magnoliopsida; Myrtales; Myrtaceae. Gene Ontology annotation, cellular component: cytosol. The record is from RefSeq and is a predicted model, not a curated record. The coding region runs from base 44 to 439 and encodes 131 amino acids. Gene Ontology annotation, molecular function: adenine phosphoribosyltransferase activity.